Messenger RNA from Lindgomyces ingoldianus, 1142 nucleotides. RefSeq lists its product as uncharacterized. The coding region runs from base 119 to 1123 and encodes 334 amino acids. NCBI's taxonomy places the organism in Eukaryota, Fungi, Ascomycota, Dothideomycetes, Pleosporales, Lindgomycetaceae. The record is from RefSeq and is a predicted model, not a curated record. The transcript is spliced from 2 exons.
CGCGGCACAAUGCGCUUCCGGGGCACCGUUCCCUCUUAUAUCCAAGAUCGUCUCAACCCUUUCAGAGUCAUUGUCACUCUUCUCCCGCUAGAAUUAUUGAUUCUGGCUCUGAUCCACCAUGUUCUCGACAUAUGUCGACGUUGCGUUGGUCUGCUGCCCAAUUCUUGCUUUCGUUACCGUUCAACAUCCCAAGAUGCGCAUCAAUAAUCAGUCCAACCUACAAUACUUCCUUCUUUCCUUUUUCUCCCUAGUUGCCUUGCGCUAUGCCUGCUCAACAUACUUUGUAAUCCCUAAUGAGAUCCCUCUCACAACUUGCACAUCUAAAGACCAACCCAACCCGAUCGCUUCGAAAUAUCCGGGCAAUGCAACCGGCACAUUGAAUGGAACCGUAGCCGUCAUCCCGAUUUCUCUUGAGCUUGCACGCCAACUCAUUCCUCCCCAGUAUGGGAUUCUCGAACACGCGUACCGGGCUUUACUACCUUCGUUCCCUAAAGACAUGUACCCCGCGGUUGUCCAAGCGCUACAUGAUCAUGAGGUACAAGCCUUUGGAUACAAGAUUCCUGAUUUCUCCCGUACUGGAGUUGAGUUCCCUUUCGUUGACAUGUUGAACGACAACUAUACCUCGUUCAAAUGGGCGCCUUCCUUGCUCAUGACAUCUGGACACGACAUCGCCCUGAAAGGAGCAAUGGAUUAUGGGACGAUUACCUUUCCAGCAACUUUCGAACCCGGGUGUGAUGCGUAUCGGUCUGUUCCCAACUCGAAGAGACCAGAGACCACAUACUUCAGCGCCAGAAGCCUCGAACCCGGUGCUGCAUCUCUUUCUACCCUUUUCUCCUCUACUAAGGAUGAAAUAUUUCCGUUAGAGUUCUUCAAAAACUUCACCAACCAACCUACAUUUGCAGACGGCAAGACUUGCGACAACAUGAUUAGGCUCUUCAAUACAUCAGUUUCUACUGCACCGAAUGCCAUCCAGCCUGUCAAAGGAACGGUUCGUGCACAUCUAGCUCCCUUCACCAGCGAGCAGGAAUGGACGAAUGUAUAUGGCUUGAGGUUAGAUUCUGCUUUCAUCGAAAAUAAUUAUCUGAGCUGCGAGAGCUUCCGCGGAUACUCGGGUCAUGGAUGAGGGCAACUUUACGACUUCC